UGCUGGGCUGAGUCUGCGGCCCGGCGGGAGGCGCGUGUGCCCUGGCUGAGGAGCGGCCGCUGCUGUCCGCGGCCCCGCGCGCCUGGGUCGUCGCAGGUUAAGAAAUGGCUUUUUACAAGGUGGUGAAAGGGACUGCUCUUGUUGGAGGAGGUGCUCUUGCCACUGUUUUAGGACUCUCUCAUUUUGCUCAUUACAGAAGGAAGCAAGUGAACUUGGCCUAUGUGGAAGCAGCAGAGUACUUUGCAGAACCUGUUAACAGGGAGCCUCCUUCCAGAGAAGCUCAGCUUCUGACUUUGAAGAACACUUCAGAAUUUGACGUCCUUGUGAUUGGAGGAGGAGCAACAGGCUGUGGCUGUGCAUUGGACGCUGUCACCAGAGGACUAAAAACAGCCCUUGUAGAAAGAGAUGAUUUCUCAUCAGGGACCAGCAGCAGAAGCACUAAAUUGAUCCAUGGUGGUGUGAGAUAUCUUCAGAAGGCCAUCAUGAAGUUGGAUAUUGAGCAGUAUAGGAUGGUAAAAGAAGCCCUUCAUGAGCGUGCCAACCUACUAGAAAUUGCUCCCCAUUUAUCAGCUCCACUGCCUAUAAUGCUUCCAGUUUACAAGUGGUGGCAGCUCCCUUACUACUGGGCUGGAAUCAAGCUGUAUGACCUGGUUGCAGGAAGUAAUUGCCUGAAGAGCAGUUACGUGCUUAGCAAAUCGAGAGCCCUUGAACAUUUCCCUAUGCUCCAGAAGGACAGACUGGUGGGAGCAAUUGUCUACUACGAUGGACAGCACAACGAUGCACGGAUGAACCUUGCCAUUGCUCUCACUGCUGCCAGGUAUGGGGCUGCCACAGCCAAUUACAUGGAGGUGGUGAGCUUGCUCAAGAAGACAGACCCUGAGACGGGGAAAGAGUGUGUGAGCGGAGCCCGGUGCAAGGAUGUCCUCACAGGGCAGGAAUUUGAUGUGAGAGCCAAAUGUGUUAUCAAUGCUACAGGACCUUUCACAGACACAGUUCGCAAAAUGGAUGAUAAGAAUGCUGCAGCUAUUUGCCAGCCGAGUGCGGGUGUCCAUAUUGUGAUGCCGGGUUAUUACAGCCCUGAGAGCAUGGGACUGCUUGACCCAGCCACCAGCGAUGGGCGAGUUAUUUUCUUCUUACCCUGGCAAAAGAUGACUAUUGCUGGCACUACUGAUUCUCCAACUGAUAUCACACAUCACCCCAUCCCUUCGGAAGAAGAUAUCAACUUCAUCUUAAAUGAAGUGCGCAACUACCUGAGCUGUGAUGUUGAAGUGAGAAGAGGAGAUGUCCUGGCAGCUUGGAGUGGUAUCCGUCCCCUCGUUACAGAUCCCAAGUCUGCAGACACUCAGUCCAUCUCCCGAAAUCAUGUGGUAGACAUCAGCGAGAGUGGCCUCAUCACGAUUGCAGGUGGGAAGUGGACAACUUACCGAUCUAUGGCAGAAGACACUGUGAAUGCUGCAAUCAAGUUUCACAACUUGAAAGUAGGACCUAGUAGGACAGUUGGACUUUUCCUUCAGGGAGGCAAAGAUUGGAGCCCCACACUGUAUAUUAGGCUUGUCCAGGAUUAUGGACUUGAGAGUGAGGUGGCACAACACCUUGCUGCUACCUAUGGUGACAAGGCUUUUGAGGUGGCCAAAAUGGCAAGUGUGACUGGGAAAAGGUGGCCUAUUGUUGGAGUGCGGCUGGUGUCAGAAUUUCCUUACAUUGAAGCAGAGGUGAAAUAUGGAAUUAAGGAGUAUGCCUGCACCGCUGUGGACAUGAUUUCACGCCGCACUCGCCUGGCUUUUCUCAAUGUCCAGGCUGCAGAAGAAGCCCUACCCAGGAUUGUUGAACUGAUGGGCAGAGAACUGAAUUGGGAUGAGAAGAAGAAAGAGAAAGAACUUGAAACAGCCAGAAAGUUUCUCUAUUAUGAAAUGGGCUAUAAAUCUCGAUCGGAACAGUUAACAGAUCGCUCUGAAAUUAGCCUGCUGCCUUCAGACAUUGACAGAUACAAGAAGAGAUUCCAUAAGUUUGAUGCAGACCAGAAAGGCUUUAUUACCAUUGUUGACGUUCAGCGUGUAUUAGAGAGUAUCAAUGUGCAGAUGGAUGAAAACACGCUACAUGAAAUUCUGAAUGAAGUAGACUUGAACAAAAAUGGGCAGGUUGAACUCAAUGAGUUUUUGCAGCUGAUGAGUGCUAUUCAGAAAGGCAGGGUAUCUGGAAGCCGGCUUGCUAUAUUAAUGAAAACUGCAGAAGAGAACCUCGACCGAAGAGUUCCGAUUCCUGUGGACCGUAGUUGUGGAGGAUUGUGAGUCUGACCAGUAAAUCCACAGCCAACCAAAAUAAGAACAACAAACCACCAUGCAACAACCAGAGAGGACUUAUACAACCCUAAAAUGGUGGCUGUAGUAGCUGCCUUUUUCUUUUUUUAAACACUGGAAAACAUUCCAAAAUACUAGGAUGUUGGUAUAUUUACCAACCUAACAGAAUGAAACUUUACUUAUAUUUACAAUUCAUUCUGGCUUCCAAAAAGUCUAUUUUCUCAUUUUCAGUGCACAUUGAUUUCAUAUUUUACAUCCAUUUUGUGACCUGUUAGACUCGACACCCUCCCUCCUUGAUUAUUCAUGUAUUUGUUAUAAAUCAAUUCUAGAUGCAGAAUAUUUUGGCAGAAAUGGAAGAGAGAAGCUGGAAAAAUUUGUGGCAUAAAACUAGACAUUUGAGUUUGUGGAUAGCAUUUCUUCUUAAAAAGAGUAAUCUGUUGAAAUGAUAAUCCCUUUCUUCUUUUUGCCUUCCUUUUCUAAACAGUGUUGCACAAUUUUAUAUUUUCAGUGUGACUGGUAAAACUGGAGAGGGAAGACAGCAUUUAGAUCUGGCUUAGAUCUGGGUACAAGUCUCAGAGUGCAACUCCGAGAGCGUCCGGAGUUGUAGGCAGACGAUAAGGCUAGCACCGGCAUCUCCUGGGAGUUACAGUGCUAGUUUCAUCUCUGCUUAUUUUUUUUUUCCCACAGUCUCUGCUGGUUUUUUUUAACUAUCACAGCUGCCAGGAAGAGCUUUGCUUUUCUUACUUUAUAAGAAGCAUUUUAAGUGGCAAGUUGGAGCAAAUGGAAUGAGACUGUAUCUUUCUAGUCUUUACAGCAUAAUACGUUUAAGGGUUAAGAACAUAUGUUUAUUAAAUUCACAUAUAACACAGGUUUCCAUCCCCAAAUCCUAAAUUUAGGAGCAAAUGAUAUUGUCAAACUUGGCCUUUUUACGGCAUUAUUUAUAGCAGAUAAAUGUGAGUAGAGUAGAAUAGAUGCUAAUUUUUAUUAUAUGUAAAAUAAGGUACCAUAUUUCAAUGUGAGAGGUGAAUCAUGCUGCCUAAAGUCUUUCUCCUUUUGUACUCUGUGGAAAAACUCUCAAUUGACCAAAAACAAAACAAAAACCAUAUCCAACACACUCAGACCAAAACCAAAUAUCAGUGUGCAUUGAAUUUAACAAAUAACAAGGUGAAUUAAUAGUGCCAGUUUGAAAUACUCUUGCUAUAUUUUAUCAACAUUUUAACAAGUCUUAAUAUUUAUUAAUUGUGAUUCCUAUUUUGAAGCUGCCAUUUUUGUUUUAUUUUUAAAAAUUAGAUUCUGUAUGUCAUAGUUUGAAAUAACACUUCUGAUAUAGUAGGUUUUCAUUGCACAUUGAGGUCUUAUUUUUUUAAACUAGUACCUAAAACAUUUUUGUGCUAUAAUUUAUAUUUUUGUCAACAUUGUAGAAUAUCUUCAUGCUGCACACAGGUGGGUGGUGAGCCUGUGUGUCCCAGUAGGAGCUGUGAAGGUCACCUAGCCAAGGCCCCACCUACCGCCUCUGAAACAGAAAUCACAGGAGGAAACAGUAUCUUCACUCAUUUUAUUUUUAAACCAAGUUUAGAUUCUACUUCCUAAAGAAAAUCUAAGAGUGAAUGAUACUCUCAGGUGUCACUGUGAAUUUUUUUCUUUCAAAGUGUGAAUUUUUACUUCAGCUUAAAAAAAAAAAUGGAAGCAUGUGACUUUGCAUCUUAGUGUUUUUCUACCAAGACAAUAAAUUUCACUGCUUAGACCCCCAUGAUACUAAAUAAGUAGAAGAGCUGUCCUUUAAAACAUCCAGAUUAUAUACCACAAUGUUGUAUUCUCUCUCUCUUUCUCUCUGUGUGUGUCUCUGUUUCUGUUUUUCUCUAGUUAGAUCAAGAUAACGAUGAAUUGUGUCCCCCUGGUUCUGUUACAGUAGGGACUGGGCUUACGACUCGAGUGGCUUGGGCAGAUCUGUGUUUUUAAAACAGGCCUUGUUGUGCACGUUUUGCUAUGAAUGAAGUUCCUUUAAGGACAAAGAAAAGUGCACUUAUCUAGUUUUAGUGUAUCUGCUUUUGCUUAAAACCUACAGAUUCUAAAAUCCAUACUCCUUCACCAAUCCCAGAGACUCAUUUUGGAAAUGAAAUAGUUUCCAGCCAUUCCUGUGAAUGAAGUCCUGGGCAUCAUUGUAUGACUUUUUACACCUGGAUGAUUCCUUUAUCGGAUUUAAACAAAAAGGAAAGAAGAGAAUAAGCUCCUUCAAAACCCAUUCCAGGCACAGAACAAUGCUUGUUUUCCUUUUGUAUAAACAUAAUAUUACUUGAUUCUGUUGGGUGGGUGUGCAGGGACUCCUUUUUUCACCGAGUGAUCUGUUUCAAGAGGCUUUGAGGGGAUUCAGGUGAAGGAGCCCCUAUCUGUGCUAGAGAGUUGGCGACUCUUGACUGGCUCCCACCUCGGUCAUAACAGCAGUGAUAAUGCUGGAUUAUUUGUCGAGUACAAGUUGUUUGCCCCCUAUACAUCAUGCUUAAAUGCUCUUGUUUUCAAUCAGUUUAUCUGAGUGCAACUUUAGGAUUUCUACUGUUGAAUGCAUGCUUUUUAUUGUGCAUUAGUUUCUGGCUUUGUCUGUGUAGUUUUCUCUUUUGUACCACAAAAAUUUCAGUCUGAUUUUAACUAAUAUACUGUAAGAGUCAGCAUUGAUUUUAUUUUCUUUUUAUGCAU
Molecule: messenger RNA, 4988 nt
Organism: Octodon degus (degu)
Lineage: Eukaryota; Metazoa; Chordata; Mammalia; Rodentia; Octodontidae
Gene: Gpd2
Product: glycerol-3-phosphate dehydrogenase 2
Exons: 17
Coding region: 105-2288 (727 amino acids)
Biological process (GO): glycerol-3-phosphate metabolic process
Cellular component (GO): glycerol-3-phosphate dehydrogenase (FAD) complex; mitochondrion
Molecular function (GO): glycerol-3-phosphate dehydrogenase (quinone) activity; calcium ion binding
Source: RefSeq, a predicted model, not a curated record